GUCCACGCUUCCGUUCGCCCCGGUGGUGUCUGCUUUCGGCUUCCCGGGUUCUUGGUGGGCUCGAGAGGCCGGCGAGCUUGUGGUGGCCCUUGCGCCGGGGAAGCAGGGCCAUGGAGAAGCUGCGGCGGGUCCUGAGCGGCCAGGACGACGAGGAGCAGGGCCUGACCGCGCAGGUCCUGGAUGCCUCGUCCCUUAGUUUCAACACCAGGUUGAAGUGGUUUGCCAUAUGCUUCGUGUGCGGCAUUUUCUUCUCUAUCCUUGGAACUGGAUUGCUGUGGGUUCCUGGCGGCAUAAAACUUUUUGCACUGUUUUAUACCCUUGGAAAUAUUGCUGCAUUAGCCAGUACAUGCUUUUUAAUGGGACCCAUGAAGCAACUGAAGAAAAUGUUUGAAACAACAAGAUUGCUUGCAACAGUUGUUAUGCUUUUGUGUUUCAUAUUUACCCUGUGUGCUGCUCUUUGGUGGCAUAAGAAGGCACUGGCCGUGUUAUUCUGUGUAUUGCAGUUCUUGUCAAUGACCUGGUAUAGUCUAUCAUACAUCCCAUAUGCAAGGGACGCAGUAAUUAAAUGCUGUUCUUCUCUCCUAAGUUGAAAAUCAGAAACUCUUCGAAAAAAGUAUUGGAAAGUUGAUGUUCUGUUUUUGGUGAAGUAUGCUUUUACUGAUACAAUAAUCACUCCAAGAAGAAGUGCUGUGACAGUUUUCAGACCAUUUUGUGCGCUAGUAAAGACUAUAUGCUUGAUUAAACUGUUAAAUGCUUGUAAC
This is a messenger RNA of Ceratotherium simum simum (southern white rhinoceros), 761 nucleotides long. RefSeq names its product SFT2 domain containing 1 (gene SFT2D1). The record is from RefSeq and is a predicted model, not a curated record. Lineage: Eukaryota; Metazoa; Chordata; Mammalia; Perissodactyla; Rhinocerotidae. Gene Ontology annotation, biological process: vesicle-mediated transport. Gene Ontology annotation, cellular component: membrane.